Syngnathoides biaculeatus (alligator pipefish) is the source of this 2270-nucleotide messenger RNA. Its product is annotated as zinc finger protein OZF-like. Gene Ontology annotation, molecular function: DNA-binding transcription factor activity; RNA polymerase II cis-regulatory region sequence-specific DNA binding. The record is from RefSeq and is a predicted model, not a curated record. Bases 207 to 1523 code for a protein of 438 amino acids. Gene Ontology annotation, biological process: regulation of transcription by RNA polymerase II. The transcript is spliced from 4 exons. NCBI's taxonomy places the organism in Eukaryota, Metazoa, Chordata, Actinopteri, Syngnathiformes, Syngnathidae.
GGGGGGGCAUCAAGACAACUCGUCGUCAAUACCGUUGCAAGAUGGCCAACUUGUGACGCAACGUUCUCCCGCUCCCACACUGCCCAAUAAAGAAGGGGGGGGGGAAACCACAGAAGAAGAAAAAAAAGCGGAAGUUCGCGUCCCUCCAAAACAAACGACAGACGACGAACGACGAACGACGAGGUGAACCCUUGACGAGCUGCAAAAUGUUGAAAGAUUUGCUGAGGGAGCGCCUGAUCGCGGCCGCCGACGAAAUCUUCCAAUUAUUUGAGCGAACCGUCGCGUCGUACGAGGAGCAACUUUGCCGCGCGCGAGAGGAGAACGAGCGACAUCGACGACGACGACGACGACGUCUGCGAGACCUUCGCGACGCUCCAAAGGUCGCCGGCGCCGUCCGAGAGCCCCCCGCCGUUCAGGAGAAAAAAGAGGAUCCGGAGCCCCCCCUGGUCUUGAAACAGGAGGAAGAGGAAGAGGAAGAGGAGGCCCACGCGACUGCCCAAGAAAACCGGCGACGACUUUGCAGCGGGGGGGCGUCGCCCGACGAGCUCACGGCGGCGUCCUGCGAUGCAGAAGAACUUUGGAGGGGGGCCCGGGGGGGCCCUCCCGUUGAAGGCGACACCGACUGGGAUCUCGCCGACGGAACGGAUCCGGAGGCGGUCUCGGCCGCGGGUCCGAGCGCUGCCCGACGUCAAGAACGUGAAGAAUUCGUUCCCUCGCGCUCGCCCCCCCGGCCCGCCCGCGUCAAAGAGGAAGCGCAGGAGCCGGACGACAGCCCGUCGCCGCUCGCCGUCGUCGUCCUGAAGAGCGAAGACCGCGAGAACGGAGCGCCCGGAGGACGCCGGUCGGCGGAGGCCGGCAAAAACCGCUACGGCUGCUCGGUUUGCGGCAAGAGCUUUUCUCACAAGUGCAACUUGCCCACGCACAUGAAAACGCACACCGGAGAGAAACGCUUCCGCUGCUCGGUUUGCGGUAAGAGCUUCUCUCAAAAGUCGCACGUGAACUCGCACGCCAGGACGCACACGGGGGAGAAACCCUUCCGCUGCUCACUUUGCGGCAAGCGAUUCUCGCAGAAAGUGCACGUGGAAUCGCACACGAAGACGCACACGGGAGAGAAACCGUUCGCUUGCUUGGUUUGCGGCGAUACUUUCGCGGUCAAGUCGAGCAUGGUGUCCCACAUGCGAAUACACGCUGAAGGGAAAUCCUUCGUGUGCUCAGUGUGUGGUAAAAAAUGUCCUCAGAGGGUGCACAUGGAAUCGCACAUGAGAACGCACACGGGUGAGAAACCCUUCACCUGCUCACUGUGCGGCAAAAGCUUCACCUGUAAGGGCAGCCUGAACGUGCACACGCGCACGCACACGGGAGAGAAACCCUUCGGCUGCUCACUUUGCGGCAAAAGGUUCCCGUACAGAAAUAGUCUCAGCGCCCACAUGAACGCACACGUUUUGGCCUGCCCCGUUUGCGGCAUGACGUUUGCUCAAAAGAGAACUUUGACGGCGCACGUGCGCUCACACGACAGACAGUGAACCCUCGCAGCGGACUCACGCCAACGCCAACGCCUUGGCCGUCAGAUGUUGUCAAAGCCUGGGGACUCGUCUCUCCAGACGCACAAAAGACUGUCCUGGGACAAUAGAAGCGCGACGACCGCCAGAAAACUUUGGCUAGCUUUUCCCAGUUCCUCGUAACAAGCUGUAAAACUUGGGCUCGUUUCACCAAAAGCCCCACAUGCUGAGCAAAAACCUUUUCCGAAGUGAAACUCAACUUAAACCAUAGAAACAAAGACGCGCGACUUCUUGUAAAUGAGCGGUUUCAAGAGCAUCCGUCUUAUUUUGCGAGCCGCGUCGUGGCUCUGGUCCGUUUUGCACGCGCCAUCAAAUUCACAGCGGUUGGCGAGAAACGUCCACCUAAGUCUACUAGCCGGCUAGUUGGCACAGCUGCCGGCAAAUUUCCGCGGGCACGGCCGUCGGCGGCCCGCCAGGCGAGAUCGGCGUCUCCGUGGAGUCAAAAUGGCGGCAGUGGUAAACAACACACGUAGAUGUGUCGCAAACACGUCGCGGGAUUGCGGCUCUUGUCGGAAAGACGUGCGUCGAAUCGUUUUGAUUCAGGGUUCCAGAUUAGUUUUUUUUUCAGUUGAUUCAUUCCGAGCUGUCGUUUGUCCCGCUCGGACACGCGACAUUUCUCACCUUCAUCUCCACAAACCGGCGGGAUGUCAUCAAAUGACUUUGGGGCUUGAUCUGUGACUCCAAUGGUAAAAAUAAAAUAUUUCAAUAUUU